Messenger RNA from Portunus trituberculatus (swimming crab), 1790 nucleotides. It is a transcript of the gene Mccc2, whose product is annotated as methylcrotonoyl-CoA carboxylase beta chain, mitochondrial-like. Gene Ontology annotation, cellular component: mitochondrion; methylcrotonoyl-CoA carboxylase complex. Gene Ontology annotation, molecular function: methylcrotonoyl-CoA carboxylase activity. The transcript is spliced from 12 exons. Lineage: Eukaryota; Metazoa; Arthropoda; Malacostraca; Decapoda; Portunidae. The coding region runs from base 66 to 1763 and encodes 565 amino acids. Gene Ontology annotation, biological process: L-leucine catabolic process. The record is from RefSeq and is a predicted model, not a curated record.
CCUCACACUCACAGCUCGCCGGUUGUUUUGGUUCAGUGUGCCGCGAGCAGCUGGAGGGGAGAGUCAUGUCGUGCCGCGUGCUGUGGGCCACCAGGAGGGCACUAUGGCUCCCCCGGCCCCCCAGGAGACCCUACCACUCUGACACAGCCUCGGUCAUCGGGUCAGCGCCGGACAGGUCAUCCCCGGAGUUCCAGGAGAAUGAGGCACGCAUGAGGUCGCUGGUGGAGGAACUGAGGGGGCGCGUGGAGGGUGUGACGCAGGGAGGCGGAGAGAAGGCCAUAUUGAGACACAAGAGUAAAGGCAAGCUGCUGGUGCGAGAGAGGAUCAACGCCCUGCUUGACCCUGCCACACCCUUCCUGGAGCUGUCGCAGAUGGCAGGGUACCAGCUGUAUGGCAAAGAGGAGGUGCCAGCUGGGGGCAUUGUUACCGGCAUUGGCAGGGUGGCGGGAGUGGAAUGCAUGGUGGUGGGGAACGAUGCAACUGUCAAAGGGGGGUCCUAUUUCCCCAUCACGGUCAAGAAACACCUGAGGGCGCAGGAGGUGGCCAUGGAGAACCACCUACCCUGUGUUUACCUGGUGGACUCCGGGGGUGCAAAUCUUCCCCGGCAGGCUGACGUGUUUCCGGAUCGAGACCAUUUUGGCAGGAUCUUUUUCAACCAGGCACGCAUGUCGGCUGCUGGGAUAAGUCAGGUUGCCGUGGUGCUGGGGUCCUGUACAGCUGGGGGUGCUUACGUCCCUGCCAUGGCCGACGAGAGUGUGAUAGUGAGGCGGCAGGGGACCAUCUUCCUGGGGGGGCCUCCGCUGGUCAAGGCCGCCACAGGGGAAGAAAUAUCGGCGGAGGACCUGGGGGGGGCUGACUUGCAUUGUGGCAAGUCUGGGGUGACGGACCACUACGCACUCGAUGACACACACGCACUCCACCUCACUCGACGCAUUGUUCGCACUCUCAACCACGCCAAGAGUCCGCAGGUGAGUGUGGGUGGAGGUGAGGUGAGGGAGCCAGUGCAUGACCCCCAGGACCUGUACGGCAUUGUGGGGGACAACCUGAAGAGGACUUAUGAUGUGAGGGAGGUUAUUGCACGCACUCUCGACGGCUCGGAAUUUAACGAAUUUAAGGCGCGGUUCGGGGAGACGCUGGUGUGUGGGUUUGGGCGGCUGUAUGGCUAUCCUGUAGGGGUGAUAGGGAACAAUGGGGUGCUGUUCUCUGAGUCAGCGCAGAAGGGAACCCAUUUUAUUCAACUGUGCUGCCAAAGAGGGGUGCCACUGAUCUUCCUGCAGAACAUCACUGGCUUCAUGGUAGGGCGAGAGGCAGAGGCAGGGGGUAUAGCUAAGAACGGGGCCAAGAUGGUGAUGGCGGUGUCCUGUGCACGGGUCCCCAAGCUGACGGUCAUUAUUGGAGGCUCGUAUGGUGCGGGAAACUAUGGAAUGUGUGGGAGGGCCUAUGGGCCGCGAUUCCUGUACAUGUGGCCAAACAGCCGGAUCAGCGUGAUGGGGGGGGAGCAGGCGGCGGGGGUGCUGGCCCAGAUCACCCAGGAGCAGAGGCGACGGGAGGGGAAGGAGUGGACGGCAGAGGAGGAGCUGGCACUGAAGACUCCAAUUAUCAAGAGGUUCGAGGCAGAAGGCUCUCCUUAUUACUCUAGUGCCAGGCUCUGGGAUGACGGCAUUAUAGACCCAGCUCACACCCGCCAGGUCCUCGGGCUGUCCCUCUCGGCCGCCUUGAACGCCCCUGUACCCAAGACUGACUUUGGGGUGUUCAGGAUGUGAUGCAAAGGGUACACACCUGUCACACAC